Messenger RNA from Penaeus vannamei (Pacific white shrimp), 1546 nucleotides. RefSeq lists its product as uncharacterized. NCBI's taxonomy places the organism in Eukaryota, Metazoa, Arthropoda, Malacostraca, Decapoda, Penaeidae. The record is from RefSeq and is a predicted model, not a curated record.
CUUCGGCUUCGUGCAGGAUACAUGUGACGCGGAUCAGAUCAGAUAUCUUUUUGCACAUUUGCUGACUGACCUCACUCGUUCAUCAUGCGAAUUGCACUCAUUGCUGCGCUUGUGCUGUGUCUCGCGCGCUCUGGCCGGGCGACGCCGAGCAACAGGGACGGAAAGUUCGUGGUCGUCGUGAACCCGAAGGCCUGCGACGGAAACGGACGGAGCGGCGUCUGUCUGCCUUACUUCUACUGCGGGAAGUACGAGGGGACCGUUGAGGGCAAGUGCACGCUGGGCCUCGGGGAAUGCUGUGUCUACCAGAAGUCCUGCGGCAGCUCCUCCUUCGCCGUCACGACCCACUUCCUCAGCACGGACGCAGCGGCCACCGGGAAGGGCGAGUGUGCGGUGUCCCUCUCCAAGGCCAGUGACGUUUGCCAGCUGCGCCUGGACCUCAAGACAGCCGAGCUGGCUCCGCCCGACGCCGAGGGAGUGUGUCAGGACCAAUUCCUUCAGGUGGAAGGAGUGAGCGGCGUUUCGCCCAAGAUCUGCGGGACGAAUUCGGGACAGGAAAUCUACCUGGACGUCCGCGCUGACGACGGUCCCUUCGAGGUCAAGGUGACGAACAACGUGGACUCUCCGGACUCAGAGUGGGACAUCGAGGUCGAGCAGAUCGGCUGCACUUCGCCGGACUUGGCGCCGGCAGGGUGUCUUCAGUACAUCAAAGGCAAGACGGGGGAGAUACAAAGUUUCAAUUACGAAGAUAAGCCAACAGAGGCGAAGCAACCUAGUGGAAAUACAGGAACUCGCCACCUGCAGGAGAACUACAGCAUCUGCGUCCGCCAAGAACAAGGCUACUGCAGCAUCAAAUGGGCGGCCGCGAUGGGCGAGACGCACGCCUUCACCCUCACUGGGGACGUGGUCACCUUCCCGGGUUUCUUUGCAUCUAACGUCAACGGCGGGUGCCCCUUCACGGACCACCUGGUGAUCGCGGGCAGCAAGGUGGUCGCAGGCGGCGGCGAAACCCCCGCCAGCAUCUUCUGUGGAUCCAAGUUCCCGGAUGAGGUCGUCAGUGAGAGUUUCAGGGUGGACGUGGUGACUAAUGGACAGGAAGCCGACGACAGCGAUUUGGACAACCGGGGUUUCCAUCUCGAGUACGAGCAAGUUAAAUGCUGAAAACUCUAGUGAAAAUAUUCUACUGUAUGCUCUUUUUUUUCGUAUGGUAUAAGAAUUUUUUAUUGUUUUAUUGUUGUUGUUGUUUGAUGUUAUAAAAUCUUUUGUUGUGUCUGUUUUAUGUUUUUUGUUCUCGGUUUAUUUUCGUAAUGAUGAUGCUAAGGAAACUAUGAUAGAGAGUUUUUCUUAUCCCUGUGACGAUGAAAAAACGAUAUCAUUAAGCAUAAAAAUAAAUGGGAGGAAAUAUAAUUUAACUAACGUAAAAUUAAUCAAUCCACAGACUAAAACUCGAAAACAAAACAGAAGGGUAAUUUGAUGAUUUAGGGAAAAAGAUAAAUCAACAACCAAGAACAUAAAGGGAUGAAAGUCCAUCGCAGAAAACAUGAAUGAU